CUGACCUUUUCAUUUCAUACUUUUUUUAGAAAUUCAUUAAUUUAAUUUCUUUUUUGUUCUCCUAUAAAUUAUUUAGACUUAUUGUUCUAACAUAUAAUUUGAAACUUUGGAGUAAAGAUAUUAACAAAAUUCAUAAACAAGAUAUUCAGAGAGAGAUGAAGUUGGUUUGGUCUCCUGAAAAAGCAUCUAAAGCUUAUCUUGAUACUGUUAAAUCGUGCGGGUUAUUGCAAGAAUCCACCGAAGCGGAGUUAAUAUCAGCCAUGGCUGCAGGAUGGAACGCGCAAAUGAUCGUAGAGACAUGGUCUCGAGGUGGGGCUACAUCAACCAGCACUGGCCUCUCUAACGCAAUUCAUCAAACAGGUGGUAGGCAUAUUUGCAUAGUCCCAAACGAAGAUACAAAAACAGAGUAUAAAUCAAUUAUGGAGAAAAUCACCGGAAUGUCACCGGAAAUUGUUAUUGGUGAGGCGGAAGAAACAAUGGAGUCGUUAACGGGGAUCGAUUUUCUUGUUGUGGAUUGUGAAAGAAAUGAUUUUUCGACGAUUUUGAAGGUGGUUAAAUUAGGAAACAGGGGAGCAGUUUUGGUAUUGAAAAAUGUGAGUUCGAGAGCUGUUUCAGAUUUCAGAUGGAGGAGUGUUCUUGAUGAAAAAUCAAAGAUCAUUCGGUCGGUUUUUUUACCAGUCGGAAAAGGAUUGGAUAUUGCUCAUGUAGGGGCUGUCGCCACCGGAAAGAGUGUCUCCGGUCGGAAGAUGGAAAAGAAAUGGAUUAGAAGGUUUGAUAGAGAAUCUGGUGAAGAGUUUGUGAUUCGGAAGUGAAUUUAGGUGAACUAUCUAAACCUCGACUAGUUCUUCAAGUACCUGUUAUCUACAGAUAUCGAGUAACUCUAUCACCAAGACAUGGUCAGAUUGAAAAAAAAAAAACACAGUGGAAUUCUUUUGUAUUUGUUUAUUAGAUUUCUUUUUCUCUUUUUGGGCAUUUUUGGGUUAUGUACAUUAGAUCAUCACAAAGUUGAAUAUUUGGUUUGCCAGUUGGGUUUAUGCUGGUGUGAUUUUGUUGGCAUUGAGUUGUAUAUUGUUUGAUAGCAUUUGAAACAAAAAGAAAAGUAGAAGAUAAAAUUGAUGUGCCAUGAAAGAUUGCAUUUUUUUCCCUUAGAGGAUAGGAAAUAAAAGAAAAACUUAAGCAGGGCGGAACAGAUCUGAGGUGAGAGUUGCACGAAUAAAGAGUGAGGUGGGUUGAAAAUAAGUAAAAAUACUAUGCAGGACAAGGAAGAGCGAAUAGGUUUCUAGAAGUCAGCAAAACAGAGAAUGUAGAUACGAAUUCUCUCAAUACAUCUGCCUAUUCUGAUGUCACGUUAAACUCUAUGACCAUUUCAUCUAACAGCUUAAGUUUAGUUUUUAGAUGACUCUCACACAGACACUUCUAACAUCUAUAGGCAGUGUUCAUGAUAUGGUUGAUCAACAAAGAGCAUUUAACUUACUCUUGCUAACUCUGUGUGACUGCCAACAAGCCACUGUUGUAAUUUGCGAAGUAGUAUCAACACCACUAAAGGUUAUGGCAGGGCUGCAGAAUAUGUCUCCAUCCUUAAAAUGAGAUCUCAGGUUC
This is a messenger RNA of Solanum stenotomum, 1599 nucleotides long. RefSeq lists its product as uncharacterized. Lineage: Eukaryota; Viridiplantae; Streptophyta; Magnoliopsida; Solanales; Solanaceae. The transcript is spliced from 3 exons. The record is from RefSeq and is a predicted model, not a curated record. Bases 156 to 812 code for a protein of 218 amino acids.